Messenger RNA from Trichosurus vulpecula (common brushtail), 3213 nucleotides. It is a transcript of the gene DONSON, whose product is annotated as DNA replication fork stabilization factor DONSON. NCBI's taxonomy places the organism in Eukaryota, Metazoa, Chordata, Mammalia, Diprotodontia, Phalangeridae. Gene Ontology annotation, biological process: nuclear DNA replication. Bases 663 to 2699 code for a protein of 678 amino acids. The record is from RefSeq and is a predicted model, not a curated record. Gene Ontology annotation, cellular component: nucleus. The transcript is spliced from 10 exons.
GGUUGCAUUUUUUGUCAUUCUACCUCAAGCAGUUGAGUACCUUUAGAAUCAUUACCAGGAAAACUGCUGUCUUCAGGAAAAGCCACUGAAUUAAUGGGCCUGUUUUAGUAUUUUUCUACAGUUGCUCUUUGGGUUACCUUAAGGAGUUCCCCUCUCAACACUUUCUUUUAUGCAUAUAUGCAAAAGCUAGUCCUGUUAACUAGUUUCUAGCAACUUUAUGUGGCAUCAAAAGAUUUUCUCAAUUCUUGGAAAGGACAAAGCUCUUCCAGAGCCAGCUCCACCUUAUUCCUCUCCAUGCAGACAUGUGCCUCCCGGCCUACGUGCCCUGUGCACCACCGACAAGAUUGAACCGGGGUCCUGGAUCCAUGCAGCCUUAAUUCUCAGUACGGCCUUAACGAGGGCUGCUUUGCUAUAACUGGGUGGCAGCCUCCUUGUGAUUUUAUUCGGUAAUUCCUGACGCAGAACUGUACCCCUCUAGGGAAGGCUACAUCUUGCUUCUGAGCCUCCUUAAAUACACAACGUGGCUGAAGGGUGACAUCCCUGCGGUUUCGGGGUGGAGAUGAGGGGCGCCUGCUAGUUCCUGCGUGAGGGGACUGGAUAAAACUCUAUCUGGAGAAGAGCUGGAGUCAACGACUAGGGGUGAGAGGCUGGCUGGCAGAUCCAUGCUCCAAAGCCCGGUGGGGUUUGGAUUUGGUACCUUAAGUGACCGCGUCAAGGCAGCGAAUCCGGGCCCUCGUGCGUCCCUAGUUUCCUAUCAAGCGUUAAUUUCUCGCGAGAGGCGGGGCGGGGCAUGCGGCGCGCGCCUUGCUGUCAAUCAGGUGCCGGCGCACUUUCCCGCGUUCGCUGGCUCUGGGGGCCGGGUGGAGUCCCAGCAGGCGCGGGCGCGGGAGAUUCCGAAAUCCGCCGCCAUGUCGGUGACGGUCCCCGGCUACUCGCCCAGCUUCAAAAAGCCCCCAGAGACACUGCGACUCCGGCGGAAACGGGCCCGAAACCCUGCGGACCCUGGAGCAGGAGCCGCCGUCUCCCCGGCGGGUCCGACCGACCUCGGGCCCCGCCGAGCCGCGCUGGCGGCCGGCCUCCGCCUUCGCCCUUUCCCCUCCGCGGGGAGCAGGAGCGGAGGAGUCGCCACGGCUUCCCUUCGGAGGAACCCCUUUGCCCGCUUGGACAAUAGCCCGCGGCCGACCGUGGGGCCAGGGCCCGUCGCCGACCCUACGUGGCCGCCGGCCAGCCCCCUGCAAGACACGGGGGAGCCAGUGAGUGACCCUUCUUCGCCAGUUGUCCCCUCAGAGGUUUUAGAUUUUCAUCAAGAAAAUAAUAUGAUCUGGAAAGAAGAGUUUUCCGAAAGAACAACAGUUAAGCAGUUAUCCAUGACUCCUCAUCACCAGCACUCCAAAUACGAUAUUCCAUCCUCAGAAAGUGUUGAGUUUCCUGUGGAUUGGAGUAUUAAAACUCGCCUCCUCUUUACCUCUUCCCAAUCUUUUACCUGGGCAGAUCAUUUGAAAGCUCAGGAAGAAGCGCAAGGCCUUGUCCAACACUGCAAGGCAACAGAAGUUCAUCUACCUGACAAUAUGCAGGAUCCACGACUCUCCACUGAGCUUCGAUGUGCAUUCCAACAGAGCCUUAUUUAUUGGCUUCAUCCCUCCCUGCCAUGGUUACAACUUUUUCCACGUAUUGGAGCUGACAGAAGAAUAGCUGGGAAAACGAGCCCAUGGUCAAAUGAUGAGGGGCUACAACAAAUUUUAAUGAGUGAAUGGUCCAUCAGCUUCACUUCUCUGUAUAAUCUACUGAAGACAAAACUUUGUCCCUAUUUCUAUGUUUGUACCUAUCAAUUUACUGUGCUGUUUCGUGCAGCAGGGCUAGCAGGAAAUGAUGUAAUUACAGCUGUCUUGUCACCCACAACCAGAGGUUUAAGAGAAGCUAUGAAAAAUGAAGGUAUUGAAUUUUCUUUGCCUUUAAUAAAAGAAAAUGGCCAACGGAAACAAAAAGUAUCUGAGACAAGUCUGCAUGUAGCAGAGAGUGAAUAUAAGACAGAACCAGAGGAGGAACAACUUAUCAGUGAUGAGGAUGAAGAGGAAAGUUUUUCCUGGCUGGAAGAGAUGGGUGUACAGGAUAAGAUAAAAAAACCAGACAUCUCUAUCUCUCUCAAGCUUCGUAAAGAAAGAAAUGAAGUGCAAAUGGAUCAUAGACCUGAGUCUAUUGUACUAGUAAAAGGACUUAACACCUUUACACUACUAAACUUCUUGAUAAAUUGCAAGAGUUUAGUUGCCACCUCAGGUCCUCAGGCAGGACUUCCACCAACACUGUUGUCCCCAAUAGCUUUCCGAGGUGCCACAAUGCAAAUGCUCAAGGCACGAACAGUAAAUGUGAAGACACCAGUUUAUUCUGGUUAUAAAGAUCAAUUUAGUUUGGAGAUUACAGGCCCUGUCAUGCCUCAUUCUCUGCAUUCAUUGACUAUGCUGCUCAAAUCUGCACAAAAGGGAUCUUUUUCUGCAGGAUUAUAUACUCAUGAACCAACAUCUAUAUUUAACACAUGUACUCAAAUGGAAAAAUUACCAAACAAGGAAGGCCUUGAAAAGGAGCUUGCUAAUUGUGGACUGCAUCUUAAAACUCUAAGUCAACUUACCCAGUUACCAAUACUAGGAAAAUCAUCUUUACGAUACAUGGAAAUGGAUAAUUACAUUUGUAAUUGGAGGUCUUGAAACAAGUGGAACAAGAUUAACUGCCAACUCUUAAGAAACAUCUUCCCAAAAGAAACCUGUUUCAAAGUGCUUAUCUCAGGUUUUGUAAGAAAGGAAUUAAGGUAUUAAGGAACCAAUGUAAGAGACACUUCACUCCCUAGUCUGAUCAUACCUCCAAAUGUGAAGAAAUGUUUUGUUUGUCCAUAAUAGAUGUAGUUUGAAAAUACUUUGAUGUGAUGACGUUCUGAGAAAACUACCUCAUGAUGGAUUUUGAUGAGGACUGUACACUCAAAAUCAUUUCAAAGUUGUUUUUAUUAACACUAAUGGUUCCUACAUUUCUAUUUUUAUCCUAGAAAAUUUAAGUAGGAAUUUUUCUAUAACUUUUGCCAAAAUAUCUGCUUGAGAUGAAUUUCAUGUAGUGUGUGUAUGUUUUUAUGAAAUAAAGUUAUUUCCUCUUCAGUGGGUACAAGUGAUAAUGUAAUCUGUUAUUGCAGCUGAAAAAAUUAAGAAAAACACCACAUUUAUUCCAGAAGUU